AUGGCAGAUCUUCGAACAUCCAAGAAGCCCAAACAUUUAGAUACCCCUAGUAAGUUGAUGUUUGGGUCACCUGGGAGGAAACAUGUCGCGUCUCAAGCAUCAAGCAACUCCACGACAGCUCUCAGAGGGCCCAGUCUUCAGCCACCAACAUAUUCACAACUUUCAAGGGGCAGAUCAGUGUACAGUCAGUCACCACCAAGGUCGCCUAAUAGGUCGCCAGCUCGCCGAAUAGAACUUAUUCAGCUUUCACCGAUAAAGAACAGUAGAUUAGAGUUGCAAAAGAUUUAUGACGGGAAGCAAACGACAACAAAAAGGUUGUCUAUUAAGAACCUUAUCCUUAACAAUUUCAAGUCAUAUGCAGGUGUUCAAGUUGUUGGCCCAUUCCACAGUUCUUUUUCAGCAGUUGUAGGUCCCAAUGGAUCUGGUAAAUCUAAUGUCAUCGACUCUAUGUUAUUUGUAUUCGGUUUUAGAGCUAACAAAAUGAGACAGGGGAAACUUUCAAAUUUGAUUCAUAAAUCUGAGAAUCACGAGAAUUUAAGUUUCUGUUCGGUAGAGAUUACAUUCCAAUAUGUUAUGGAUGAUGCAGAUGGAAACACCAAAGUAUUGCCUGAUGUCCAAGAGCUUUCCGUCAUGCGUAAGGUAUUUAAAAACAACACUUCAAAGUACUAUAUAAAUGGAAAGGAGAGUUCAUAUACAGAAGUGACUCAGUUCCUACGUAAUGAGGGAAUCGAUUUGGACCAUAAGAGGUUUUUAAUAUUACAAGGAGAGGUUGAGUCUAUAGCCCAAAUGAAGCCCAAGGCAGACCAUGAAGGAGAUGAUGGGCUAUUAGAGUAUUUAGAAGAUAUUAUUGGCACAGCAAAGUACAAAUCUCAAAUCAGGGACGCGUUAGUAGAGAUGGAUACACUCAAUGAUAUAUGUAUGGAGAAGGAAAUUAGAUUUGAACUUGUAGAGAAAGAAAAGCGAUCGUUGGAAGCAGGGAAGGAGCAGGCACUUGAAUUUAUAGCAAAGGAGAAGCAAUUGACCUUAUUAAAGUCGAAGCAGCUUCAGUGGGAUAUUAAUAAAGAGACUAAAAAGCUCGCAGUAACGCUAGAUAAAAUAAGUGCUUUUACAGAGAAACUGGAGAAUGAAAGAAAUAAAUAUGGUGAACUUCAGAAAGAAAUAACUGAUUUAAGGGAGUUAUCUGACAAUCUAGAAGAACAGAUCACUAAGAUCAAUGCAGAAAAAAGUCAACUGGUAAAAGACAAACUUCAAUUGCAAAGAGAACUUGUGUCCAGUGAGGAAAAACUGAAGAGUUUAAAUCAAAAACGCACUAAGGCUGAGAAGACUUUACAAGUUGCAGAGAAAAAUAUUAGACACUGUGAAAAUAAUAUCCGAAGACUUAAUGAAGCUCAGACGGAGUUUGAAAAUUCCUUGUUGGAAUUAAAUGAGUCUUUACAUAGUGAACGGUCGGAGUUGGAUGCAAUCAAAAUGUCAUUACGCGAUAAGACCAGCAGCAUAUCUGAAGAGGUGGCGUCACUAGAAAAGGAGCUUGAACCUUGGACUACAAAACUAGAGGCAAAGAACUCUCAGAUAAAAUUAGCUGAGUCCGAAAUCCUGAUUAUCAAAGAAUCAAAAUUGAAACUUGAACAAGAAAUUUCUCAGCUUCGCAAAGACAUUGAAUCUUACAAAGAUAGAAUUGAAAAUCACAAAAAGAAAAUCAACAAAUUAGAAAAAGAAUCAGCAGCAAUUACCAGCUUUAUUUCUACUGCUCAAGGUGAAUGCGAUAGUGCCAAAAAGAAAUUGGUGGACAUGAAACAGGUUCUAACUAAUCACCGUCAGCGUAUGACAGAUGCUCGUGUUGCUCUUUCAAACGUCGAAAAUAAGAACAAGGUUCUAGGCGCAUUAUGUCGAUUGCAAAAAUCUGGUCGUAUUCACGGGUUCCAUGGACGUUUAGGGGAUUUAGGAACUAUUGAUGAUAAAUAUGAUAUUGCUAUUUCAGUUGCAUGCCCAAGACUGGACGAUAUAGUCGUCGAAACGGUUGAAUGUGCUCAACAAUGCAUUGAACAUCUUAGAAAAAACAAAUUAGGAUAUGCAAGAUUUAUUUUAUUGGACAAACUAAAAAAGUUCAAUAUGGCAAAAGUUACAACACCCGAGAACGUUCCAAGACUCUUUGACCUGACCACUCCAAAAAACGAAAUCUUCGCUCCUGCAUUAUAUAGCGUUCUAAGAGAUACAUUGGUUGCUAAAGAUUUAGCCCAAGCCAAUCGUGUGGCAUAUGGUACAAGGAGAUUCCGAGUAGUGACGUUAGAUGGUAAACUAAUUGAUAUUUCUGGUACUAUGUCGGGUGGUGGGGAUCGUGUUGUCAAAGGCUUAAUGAAAUCAAAACAGAGAUCCAAUGACAUGUAUACUUCUGAAGAAGUUCAACGUAUGGAAGCAGAGUUAACCGAUAGGGAAACCAACUUUAAGAUCGCCACAGAUACAUUUCAAGAGAUGGAGGCAGCGUUGCAAAAGUAUAAAGACAGGCAGCCUAAUAUUGAUGUCGAAAUUUCAAAGCAUAAAAUAGAUAUUGAUACGUUAAGUUCUGAGCUUCAAUCUAAGAAAGACACCCUAAUUGAACUUGAGUCGACUGCAGAGAAUAAUCAGAGAGAUAAUGGCCCUCUGGAAGAUAUUGAAAAUCAGUUAGUAGCCUUAAACAGUGAACUAGUAGCUUUAAAAGAUGAAUCUAAAGUUAAGAACGAACAAAUUUCCGAACUACGUGCCCAAAUUAUGAAGAUUGGUGGCCUCAAGCUCCAAUCUCAAAACUCUAAAGUCGACUCCUUAACUCAGCAGCUUCAGAUAAUCGUAGCUAAACAGAAGAAAAAUAGAACUGAACUUAAAAAAAAUGAACUCGAAAUGAACAGAGCUUCCAAACAAAAGUUAGGAGCUGAGAAUGAUAUAAACCACUGUGAAAUAGAGCUAUCAAAAACAAAUAAUUCCCACGAAGCCCUACAAGAAGGCCUUAGAGAGACUGAACAUCUCAUAGAGGUUAUUGAAGAUAAGAAGGAGCAGUUAAACCAGGAACAUGAAACUGCAAAGAAAAACUUGGACGAUAAAGCUGCGUAUGUUGAAAAAUUCAAAUCAGAAGAAAUAGAGAUGUGCACUCAUUUAGAAAAGCUGAAAAACUUGGAACAUCAUAUAAAAGCUGAGAUAUCGCGAACUGAUGAGGAGCUGAACACACUUAAACUUAGAGAUGUAGAACAGUUGUUACAAAAACUCGAUGAACAUAACUUACCGUUAGAAUCUCUAACUGAUCGUGCAGUAACACCAUCUAAUCAAUGUAUUCCAGAAAUGACUGUUGAAGAUCAUGAUGCUGAUAUGAAUGAUGGGGAAGCAAAGCUAAUAUCCGAAGACCCUAACAGUUUCAACGACCAAGAGUCCAUGGAUGUAGACCAGGAUGCAUCAUAUAUCGGUCCAGGGUUACCAAAAUUAACUGAGGCUGAACUUGAUAAUAUUGAUAUUGAGGAGCUCGCACUUGAAAUCGCCCAAUUAAAAGAAUAUAUGGAUACUGCAUAUGCUGAUAUAGACAUUUUGGAAGAGUACGCUUUAAGACUGGCUGAGUAUAAAAGAAGGAAACUUGAUUUAAAUGAAUCUGUCGAAAAAAGAGAGGAAAUAAGAAAUAGGUAUGAAAUGUUAAAAAAGAGUCGUCUAGAAGAGUUUAUGGAUGGCUUUGGUAUCAUUUCUAUGACUGUAAAAGAAAUAUACCAGAUGAUUACCAUGGGCGGAAACGCUGAACUAGAACUGGUCGAUAGUUUAGAUCCAUUUUCAGAAGGUGUACUUUUUAGUGUAAUGCCACCAAAAAAAAGCUGGAGAAACAUUUCAAAUUUAUCUGGGGGUGAGAAAACUUUAAGUUCGUUAGCAUUGGUAUUUGCCCUUCAUAAAUAUAAGCCAACUCCAUUAUAUGUUAUGGAUGAAAUAGACGCCGCAUUAGAUUUCAGAAAUGUAUCUAUUGUUGCGAAUUAUAUUAAAGAGCGUACAAAAAAUGCCCAGUUCAUUGUUAUUUCUUUAAGAAAUAAUAUGUUUGAACUAGCACAGCAGUUGAUUGGAAUAUACAAAAGUAGUAAUAUGACCAAAAGUACUACUUUACAAAAUAUAGAUAUCCUAAAUAUCAAAUAA
Eremothecium cymbalariae DBVPG#7215 is the source of this 4131-nucleotide messenger RNA. It is a transcript of the gene SMC4, whose product is annotated as condensin subunit SMC4. Bases 1 to 4131 code for a protein of 1376 amino acids. Gene Ontology annotation, cellular component: chromosome. The transcript has a single exon. The record is from RefSeq and is a predicted model, not a curated record. Gene Ontology annotation, molecular function: protein binding; ATP hydrolysis activity; ATP binding. Lineage: Eukaryota; Fungi; Ascomycota; Saccharomycetes; Saccharomycetales; Saccharomycetaceae. Gene Ontology annotation, biological process: mitotic chromosome condensation.